Salvia hispanica is the source of this 4570-nucleotide messenger RNA. The record is from RefSeq and is a predicted model, not a curated record. NCBI's taxonomy places the organism in Eukaryota, Viridiplantae, Streptophyta, Magnoliopsida, Lamiales, Lamiaceae.
AGGCUUUUCAACCUAAGCGGCGCACAACAGAUUUCAGUACUGUAAAAGAAUUAGAUGAUGCUAUUAAAUUGUUGGGAGAAAUGAAGAGUAUGCGGCCUCAGCCUUCUAUUCGAGUGUACAACAAUCUUAUGAGUGUCAGUGUAAAGAUUGAGCAGUAUUCUUUUGCCCUUAAGGUGUUUGAUGAAAUGCUUCAGAUGGGUUUCCCUGUUGAUAUUUACACUAUGAAUAUUGCUGUUAACUGUUGUUUUCACUUGAAAGAUAUGUACUCUGGUUUUGCUAUUGUGGCCUUCUUUUUUAAGAGUGGUUACGAACCAGAUGCUGUGACAAUCAACCCUCUCAUUAAAGGGUUGUUUUUAGAGGGUAAAGAGGCAGAAGCUGUGAAAUUAUUCCAAAAGGUUCUCGAUUUAAAACUUUGCGAGCCUGAUCAGGUUAUGAUUCUGCACUUGAUAGAUGGCUUACGUAAAACUGGACAGGUCAUUGUAGCUUACAAUUGGAUUCAUAGAUUAGAAAGUUGUGGGUGGAGACCCGGUGUAAAGGCUUAUAACACACUAAUUGAUGGGUUGUGUAAAGGUGGAAAGAUGGACGAUGCUGUGCAGCUUCUACCCAAGAUGAUCAGCAAGGGCGUUUUACCUAAUGUUGUCACAUAUAAUAUCAUGAUUAAGGGACUGUGUGACAAUGGUAGGCAUACCGAUGUUAGAGACUUAUUGACUGAAAUGGCCAAUUCAACGAUAUCUUUAGAUGUGCAGACUUUCAAUAUAUUGAUCGAUGCAUAUUGUAAGGAAGGGAAGAUGGAAGAGGCUACAAAUGUAUUGGAAAUUAUGACGCAACAAAACAUUUCUCCCAAUGUGGUCACAUAUAAUACACUUAUUGAUGGAUUUUGUAUGAAAAGUGAAAUGGAUAGAGCAAAACAGUUACUUGAUUCCAUGGUAGAGAUGGGAUUAAAGCCUGACAUCGUUAGUUAUAGCAUCUUAUUAAAUGGAUAUUGCAAGAAGGGAUGCGUGGAUGAAGCUUUGCUUCUUUUUCUUGAAAUUCCCAGUAAAGGUUUGGUGCCUGAUACACAUACUUAUACCACCAUGAUACAUGGAUUAUUUAGUAAAUAUAGAUUUGUUGAGGGCUGGAACCUUUUUGAGGAUAUGGAAGCCCAACAAGUAUGUUGUCCUGACUUGCAUACUUACACUACAUUGUUGGCUGUGCUUUGUAAGAAUGGGGAGAUGGAUAAGGCUGUUUCAUUGUUGCACCAAAUUGAAGAUAAAGGAUUUACCCCUGAUAUUGUUACUUACAACAGCUUAUUGAAUGGAUAUUGCAAAAAGGGAAGCGUGGAUGAAGCUAGGCUUCUUUUUCUUGAAAUUCCCAAAAAAGGCUUGGUGCGAACUAACCAUACUUAUAAUACCAUGAUACAUGGAUUAUUUAGUGAAUAUAAAUUUGCUGAGGGCUGUAAACUUUUCGAGGAUAUGGAAGACCAACAACUGCGUCCUGAUUUGCACACUUACACUAUAUUGUUGGAUGGGCUGUGUAGGAAUAGGGAGAUUAAUGAGGCUGUUUCAUUGUUGAGCCUGAUUGAAGAUAAAGGAUUUACCCCGAACGCAGUCACGUAUGGUGCUCUAAUAAAUGGAUUGUGCAAAAAUGGAAAACAUUGCAUUGCGAGACAUCUUUUCAAUCAACUACCAUCAAAUGGUGUCCAACCUGGUGUUGAGAUAUAUAAUACGAUCAUUGGUUCAUUUUGUCAAGAAGGGUCUUUCGAGGAGGUAAAACGUUUGCUGGUAGAGAUGGAGGAUCGCGGCUGUGGACCUAAUCGUGUAACAUACAAUGUCAUCAUCGGGAGUCUGCUAAAGCAAAAUGAGGCUGACAAGGCAAGAUCAUUCAUGGAAGAAAUGCGUGAAAAGGGAUUCUCAGCCGAUUCUGCAACUUCCUCGAUGCCAGAUGGAGUUGAUUUUUUCCUCAAAUUGAUGAAGGACCUUGCGCCCAAUCGUUGUUGUUCUAGUGCAGGGCGAGGAUCGAUGCUGCCAAAGGUUUAUGUCUUGUUAGGGAAGAUGAGCAGAAGGGCUGCUGUAUCUGCAAUCAAUCUCAUUCAUGGAAGAGGAUUUCUCAAUCGAUGGUCUCAUAAAUCGGAUUUUAGUGUUGUUAAAGGAUUAGAUGAUGCUGUUAAAUUGUUUGGGGAAAUGAAGAGUAUGCGGCCUGAGCCUUCUAUUCUAGCGUACAACAACCUUAUGAGUGUUUGUGUGAAGAUUGAGCAGUAUUCUUUUGCCCUUGAGGUGUUUGAUGAAAUGCUUCAGAUGGGUUUCCCUGUUGAUAUUUACACUAUGAGUAUUGCAGUUAACUGUUGCUGUCACUUGAAAGAUAUAAACUCUGGUUUUGCUAUAAUUGCCUUCUUUUUUAAGAGUGGUUACGAGCCAGAUGCUGCGACAAUCAGCCCUCUCAUUAAAGGGUUGUUUUUAGAGGGUAAGGAAGCCGAAGCAGGGGUAUUAUUCGAAAAGGUUGUGGAUUUGAAACUUUGUGAGCCUGAUAGGGUUAUGAUUCUGCACUUGAUAGAUGGACUAUGCAAAACUGGGCAGAUCGUUGCAGCCCGUGAUUGGCUUAUUAGGUUAGAAUGUAGCGAGUGGAGACCCGAUGUUAAGGCUUAUAGCACAUUAAUUGAUGGGUUGUGUAAGGGUGGAAAGGUGGAUUAUGCUUUGCAACUUCUACCCAAGAUGAUCAACAGGGGCGUUUUACCUGAUGUUGUCACAUAUACUUCCGUGUUUAAGGGACUAUGUGACAAUGGUAGGCUUAGCGAUGCUCUAGAGUUGUUGUAUGAAAUGGCCAAUUCCAAGAUAUCUUUGAAUGUGUUUACUUUCAGUAUAUUGAUUGAUGCAUAUUGUAAGGAAGGGAAGAUGGAAGAGGCUGUAAAUGUAUUGGAUAUUAUGACGCAGCAAAACAUUUGUCCCAAUGUGGUCACAUAUAGUACACUUAUUGAUGGAUUUUGUAUGAAAGGUGAAAUAGAUAGAGCAAAACAGAUACUUGAUUACAUGGUAGAGAUGGGCUUAAAGCCUAACAUCGUUAGUUAUAGCAGCUUAUUAAAUGGAUAUUGCAAGAAGGGGAGUGUGGAUGAAGCUUGGCGUCUUUUUCUUGAAAUUCCUAGUAAAGGUUUGGUGCAUAAUACGCAUACUUGUACCACCAUGAUACAUGGAUUAUUUAGUAAAUAUAGAUUUGUUGAGGGCUGGAAACUUUUUGAGGAUAUGGAAGCCCAACAUGUACAUCCUAACUUACAUACUUACACUACAUUGUUGGAUGUGCUGUGUAGGAAUGGGAAGAUUGAUGCGGCUUUUUCAUUGGUGCGCAUCAUUGAAGAUAAAGGAUUUAACCUUGAUAUUGUUAGUUACAAUAGCUUAUUGAAUGGAUAUUGCAAAGAGGGAAGCGUGUUAGAAGCUUGGCAUCUUUUUCGUGAAAUUCCUAAUAAAGGCUUGGUGCGAGAUAACCGUACUUAUAAUACCAUGAUACACGGAUUAUUUAGAGAAUAUAAAUUUUUUUAUGGUUGUAAACUUUUCGAGUUUAUGGAAGACCAACAAGUGCUUCCUGAUUUAUGUACUUAUAAUAUAUUGUUGGGUGGGGUGUGUAGGAAAAGGGAGAUUGGUGAGGCUGUUUCAUUGUUGCCCCUGAUUGAAGAUAAAGGAUUUACCCCUGACGUAGUCACGUACGGUGCUCUCAUAAAUGGAUUGUGCAAAAAUGGGAAACAUGGCAUUGCGAGAUUUCUUUUCAAUCAACUUUUAUCAAAUGGUGUACAACCUGAUGUUCAUAUAUAUAGUAUGAUCAUUGGUUCAUAUUGUCAAGAAGGGUCUUUCGAGGAGGUAAAACGUUUGCUGGUAGAGAUGGAGAAUCGUGGCUGUGCACCUAAUCAUGUAACAUACAAUGUCAUCAUCGGGAGUCUGAUAAAGCAAAAUGAGUUUGACAUGGCAAGAGCAUUCAGGGAAGAAAUGCAUGAAAAGGGAUUCUCUGCUGCUGACUCUGCAACUUCUGCCAAGUGUAGAUGGUUUUUUACCCAAAUUGAUGGACUUUGCGCCCAAGGAAAUUGUAUCCUAGUUAGUCAGUAUUAAGCGGAGGCGUUGUUGUUUCUAGUGCAGGGCAAGGAUUGAUGCAGCCUAAGAGCCAAAGGUUUAUGUCUCGAAGCUUCAAGCAGUGCUCGAUCUUUAUAUGCUUGUGAUAUACGAGUUCCUUAAUGCUGCUGCGUGAUUCAAUUGAACAUGGGAAUAUUAACAAAGUAACGGUUAGUUGUUGAGCCUGGACAGAGCUACAUCCUGAUUAAUCGAAAGAUAUCCCGUCCAGCCUAGUCCGUUUCAGUCGUGGGUCUGGUCCGAGUCGAGUCCCAAGCUACCCAGCUCGAGGCAGACGUGGUGUACCAGGAUGGACUAUUGGACUGACCCAAUCCAUUUGAUAAUUCAAUGUCUGGAUAUCUUCAUCUUCCCUUUGGACUACCCAAAAUAUUCGAUGUCUAUUCUAUUUAUUGCUACAAACCAAUAAAUUAUCAAUUGUGUAGUAGUAUAUUGUAUAUUUCUUAGAAGUUAAACUAAUAAAAUCAUUAAAUACAUGUUAUUUUAUA